This is a messenger RNA of Bombyx mandarina (wild silkworm), 1404 nucleotides long. Its product is annotated as hexosaminidase D-like. NCBI's taxonomy places the organism in Eukaryota, Metazoa, Arthropoda, Insecta, Lepidoptera, Bombycidae. The record is from RefSeq and is a predicted model, not a curated record.
GUGGAAUACGAAGAUAUGUUUCCGUACGAGGGCCGUCUCGUUAAUUUAAGGGCGAAGAAUUGUUACGAUAAAAUUGAACUGCAAAGAUUUCUGAGAGGGGCAAUUAAAUUGGGAUUCGAAAUAAUACCACUGAUACAAACCUUUGGACACAUGGAGUUUGUACUAAAACAAAAAGAGUUCUACCACCUCAGAGAAGAUCCUAAGUAUCCAGAUUCGAUUUGCCCUACUAAGAUUGAAAGCCAGAUGCUGAUCAAAGAAAUGUUGAUUCAGAUGGUGAAUUUCCACAAAAACAUUUCGCCGCUAAAGUUCAUUCACAUCGGAUGCGACGAAGUAUUUCAUAUCAACAAAUGCUAUGAAUGUUCACGGGAAAACUUUUCCAAUACGGACAUAUUCAUCAAACACAUACGAAAGAUUAAACAAAUAGUUGAAGACAUAAAUCCUGAAACAACAGUACUUAUUUGGGAUGAUAUGUUUCGUAGCAUCAAACUGAAAUCGUGGAACGAGAUCGGAUAUUUUAAUAAGAUUCAAACCGUUUAUUGGGAUUACGGAGCUAAUAGCAGCGUUUCGCAUGUUAACUUGCUGAAAUAUCACCGAAAAUUUGAUAACAUUUGGAUAGCUACAGCCUUUAAAGGUGCUGAUGGGCGUCUAAGCACAAUACCUAAUCUGAAAAAUCGGUUUUUAAAUCAUCUAAACUGGUUAAAGCUGAUAGCCAACUAUAAAUUUGGAGGUGAAACAAAUUUUCAUAGUUUUGUCGGAAUUAUAUUAACUGGGUGGUCGAGGUACAGCCAUUUUGACCCUCUCUGUGAACUUUUGCCCGCUUCGAUCCCAAGCCUGCUAUUAAAUUUGCUUCUCAUUCGAAAAUUCAAUGAAGGCCACCUAUCAUACAAUAAUGAUAUCAAGGAAAUGGAGUUUCGUACUUUUUUCAACAAAUACCUUCAGACUGAUUUCAGUGAUAGUCUGCAUUGUGUAAUCCAUGAUAUUGAAAAAACAAAUUAUUCAUCUUGCAUUUUUGAUGGAUGUGAACUUUAUAACUAUCUUAGUGAGUUUCUCAAAAUCCACGAAAACGUUAUAUAUUAUUUUGAAAGUGAAAAACACGGGCUCUCGUCUUUACAAUAUUAUGCAAAUCAGAAGAAUCUCAUUAAUACGAAUAACGCUGUAAUGAAUAUGAAAUUGUGUAAUGGCACACUUCAUGAAUUAUUCGACGUCGAAAGAAAAUUACUUGUAGUGAUGUCUCAGUAUUACGGAAACGAUACCAUUGAAGAGUACAUUAACGCGAAAAUGUUUCAUUUGAAAUAUAAAUUAGAAGGAUCCAUGAAAUUAUUGAAAGAUUUAAUGGGUGUUCGUGCUUUUGAAACUAGUUUAAAACACCUUAAAUGGGAUUCGACUGUCUUGGAAAGCCAUUAA